AUAUAUAACAAACAAACAAGUUUGGUUUCUCUGUGUGUGUGAAGAAAUUACAAGCGAUAAGACACCCUUUGAGAUUUCGUUUCAUUUUACGGACGAAAGAUUGAAAUUUUUGGUACACUUUGGUUGCAGGAAUGGCAGCAGAGUCCCAAAAGAAUGGCCCCAUCAAUGGCCGCUCUACUGAGAGAAAGCAGAGAGUGUUUGUGUUUGUAAAAGGGAGGAGCGAAGGCAACAAGAGCAUGAAGGAACUGCUGGGAGGGAAGGGGGCGAACCUUGCUGAGAUGGCGAGUAUCGGGCUGUCGGUCCCACCGGGACUCACAAUAUCGACUGAAGCAUGCGAGGAAUACGUUUUGGGCGGGAAAGAGCUACCUGACAGCAUGUGGGAAGAAGUCCUGAAAGCACUUGAGAUUGUGGAAAAGGAAAUGGGAGCUUCUCUGGGCGACCCUCGAAAAUCUCUCCUCGUCUCUGUUCGGUCCGGUGCAGCUAUUUCUAUGCCUGGGAUGAUGGACACGGUCCUUAACCUCGGGUUAAAUGAUGAGGUGGUCAAAGGUUUAGCUUCGAGGAGUGGGGAGCGGUUCGCUUAUGAUUCAUACAGACGGUUCCUGGAUAUGUUCGGAGAUGUUGUGAUGGGCAUUCCGCACUCUCUGUUUGAAGCGAAACUGCGGAAUCUUAAGAAUGUGAAAGGGGUGGACCUCGACACUGAGUUGACAGCCUCAGAUCUAAAAGAGCUCGUGGAGGAGUACAAGAAUGUCUACCUUGAAUCGAAGGGCGAAAGGUUCCCUUCAGAUCCAAAAGCACAGUUGAAAUCAGCCAUCAAAGCGGUUUUUGGUUCAUGGGACAGCCCGAGAGCUGUCAAGUACCGGAACAUCAAUCAAAUAACGGGCUUGAAGGGGACUGCCGUGAACAUCCAGUGCAUGGUGUUUGGUAACAUGGGAGACUCCUCCGGUACGGGUGUCCUCUUCACUAGGAACCCGAGCACAGGAGAAAAGAAGCUCUAUGGGGAGUUCCUUGUCAACGCUCAGGGGGAGGAUGUUGUGGCCGGGAUCAGAACACCGCAAGACUUGGAUGCGAUGAAAAUUUGCAUGCCCGAGGCUUACAAGGAACUAGUUGAGAACUGUGGGAUACUAGAGCGGCAUUACAAAGAUAUGAUGGAUAUAGAGUUCACAGUGCAAGAGAAGAAGUUGUGGAUGUUGCAAUGCCGAACCGGAAAGAGAACCGGCGCAAGCGCUGUCAAAAUCGCUGUGGACAUGGUGAAGGAAGGGCUCCUUGAUAAGUGCUUGGCAGUCAAGAUGGUGGAACCGCGACAUCUGACCCAGCUCCUCCACCCGCAGUUUGAUAGCCCAUCAACCUACAAGGACAAGGUGGUGGCCAUUGGGCUGCCGGCAUCUCCUGGGGCAGCAGUCGGGCAGAUCGUUUUCAAUGCUGAGGAUGCCGAAGAAUGGCAUGCUGAAGGAAAGAGCGUCAUCCUGGUACGGACUGAAACAAGCCCUGAGGAUGUCGGGGGAAUGCAUGCGGCUGCUGGAAUCCUGACAGCAAGAGGCGGCAUGACAUCCCAUGCAGCUGUGGUCGCUCGUGGUUGGGGAAAGUGUUGUGUCUCAGGAUGUUCUGAUAUUCGAGUCGACGAGACUUCCAAGGUGGUUCAGAUCGGUGAGAGGGUGAUCAAGGAAGGAGAGUGGAUUUCCCUCAAUGGCUCCACGGGUGAAGUUAUACUCGGGAAGCAACCCUUCUCUCCUCCUGCUUUGAGUAGUGAUCUUGAGGCUUUCAUGUCUUGGACUGACGAAAUAGCUCAGAUUAAGGUUAUGGCAAAUGUUGAUACCCCGGAAGAUGCGGCUAUGGCAAGGAAAAAUGGAGCUCGGGGCAUCGGAUUAUGCAGAACAGAGCAUAUGUUCUUCACUUCAGAAGAGAGGAUCAAGACCAUGAGAAAGAUGAUUUUGGCUGUUACUCCUGAGCAGAGGAAGGCAAACCUCAAUGCCUUAUUACCCUUCCAGAGAUCGGACUUUGAGGGAAUCUUCCGUGCAAUGGACGGUCUUCCAGUUACAAUCCGACUGCUGGAUCCACCGCUUCACGAAUUUCUUCCAGAAGGGAACUUAGAAGACAUUGUUAGAGAACUCUCGGCAGAAACUAGUCUCAACGAAGAGGAAGUCCUCUCAAAGGUGGAGAAAUUAUCAGAAGUGAAUCCCAUGCUCGGUCUUCGAGGAUGCAGGCUUGGGAUAUCAUAUCCAGAACUAACUGAGAUGCAAGCACGCGCCAUAUUUGAAGCUGCCUUCUCUGUUAGCAAGGAGGGCAUAACAGUAGUUCCUGAGAUAAUGGUUCCUCUCGUCGGGACUCCUCAGGAACUUGGACAUCAAGCAACUCUGAUACGAGCCGCAGCAAAGAAAGUCUUCUCCGAGAUGGGUUCUUUGUUGGAUUAUAAGGUGGGGACAAUGAUUGAGGUCCCGAGGGCUGCUUUUGUUGCUGACGAGAUAGCAAAGGAAGCGGAGUUCUUCUCGUUUGGGACAAACGAUCUGACGCAGAUGUCCUUCGGGUACAGCAGAGACGAUGUGGGCAAGUUCUUGCCGAUUUAUCUGUCCCAAGGCAUCUUGGAAACUGAUCCAUUCGAGGUGCUGGAUCGGAAAUCAGUGGGGGAACUGAUCAAGAUUGCAACUGAGAAGGGACGAAAAGCUAACCCAGAUCUAAAGGUAGGAAUAUGCGGAGAGCAUGGAGGGGAUCCCUCUUCAGUGGCGUUCUUUACUGAGGUUGGACUUGACUAUGUCUCCUGUUCUCCUUUCAGGGUCCCUAUUGCAAGACUAGCAGCUGCUCAGGCUGCAUUGUAAGAGCAAUUGGGCAAGAAAUGGAACGAGCCGUCACCUGGGUGUGUAGUAUGAAUAAUAACUUUCAGUUUCCAUGAGAAUAAGAUACGUCUUUAUCGUUGUCAAGCAAAUGAAAUAUCUCAUCUUCGAAAGAAGAAAAACAAUGCAUGUGAUGAAGAAAUAAGCUAAUCACAUUCCAAACAUUUCCCUCUCAAUACGGAGUGCCCAUUUUGCUUUUAUGAGGCCUAGUUGGGGCAAUCGUGCCCACGCUGUGGCCUCCGACUGGUGGUUUGUCGGACAAUUACGGGUUUGCUGCCGUAUGUGGUCUCAGUUUUGUAACUGCAUUGUUCUGUAUUCAUGGUAUUAUUCUGAUC
Molecule: messenger RNA, 3160 nt
Organism: Punica granatum (pomegranate)
Lineage: Eukaryota; Viridiplantae; Streptophyta; Magnoliopsida; Myrtales; Lythraceae
Source: RefSeq, a predicted model, not a curated record